CCAUAGGGAGGGGGGAAGUCACGUCACUCCUCCUUGCUUCGGAGCAUAAGAGUCACUGGAGGCUCGGGACAACCAGCCACUCUCUCCCGGCCCAGAGACCAUGCUGCUGGCUGCUCUUCUCUCGCUGGCCCUGCUGGGCACCAUGGAGGCCUGCAAGGGGCGCUCCUCCUCCUCCCAGACUGGCAUUGUAUGUAGGAUCACCAGACCAGCCGUCCUGGUGUUGAACCAAGAAACCACAAAGCUGAUUCAGAAGGCAUUCCAGCGGGCCACGUAUCCUGACAUCAAGGGAGAGAGAGUCAUAUUGUUCCUGGGCAGAGUCAACUAUGGCCUAUACAACAUUCAGAUUAGCAACCUGUCCAUCAGCAGCAGUCAAGCAGAGCUGAAGAAAGAUAAGAGCAUUAACAUUGCAAUUCAAAAUGUGUCCGUGAUCUUCAAAGGGACCCUCCAAUAUGAGUACAACGGGGGAUGGCUAUUGGCAGUUCAUCGGUCUGUUGACUUUAAAAUUGACACUUCCCUUGACCUCCAGAUCAAUACCCAGCUGGCUUGCGACGGAGGGCGCGUGCAGGCGGACACCUCGGACUGCUUCUUGUCUUUCCACAAGCUGCACCUGAGUCUUCAUGGAGAAAAGCAACCAGGCUGGAUUGAACAGCUCUUUACAGACUUCAUCUCUUUCACCCUGAAACUGAUCCUGAAAGGGCAGGUGUGUAAGGAAAUCAGUGUUCUUGCCAACAUCAUGGCCAAUUUUGUCCAGGAUAAAGCAGCUAACUUCCUCACAGACGGAGACAUUGGUGUGGAUAUCUCCCUGACUACAUCCCCAAUAAUCAAAGACAGCUACCUGGAGUCACAUCACAAGGGUUUCCUGACUUACAAGAACCAAUCCUCAGGCUUUCAAGACUCCAGCUACACCCCAAACAUCCUGGGUGACUCCCGCAUGCUGUACUUUUGGUUUUCUGAAAAAGUCUUAAGCUCCCUGGCUAAGGCUGCCUUCCUGGACAAGAGACUAAUGUUGACCCUGACAGGCAAUGACUUCAAGGCAUUGCUGGAGAACAAAGGCCUGGAUACCACUCAGGAUAUUUUGCAGGAGAUUUUCCAGGGUUCCUUCAGAGAUUCUCAGGUGGUGGUUCGAAGUCUAGCUGCCCCCCUCAUCACCUGCAAGCCAGAGGGCACCAUAGUGAAGUCCUCUGUGGGUGUGGAGAUCCAGCUCCUCCGCCCGGACCAGGCUUCUACUGUGACAGUAUUCUCUUUUGAAGAGGACGUUGUGACUGUCAUUCAGGCAUCCUAUGAAGAGAAGAAACUGAUUCUAGAUCUCUCUGAUUUCCAGAUUCAACAUAAGUCUUCCCGAUCUUUCUCUACAUUAUCUACAAGCCAAGAGUCGGUACAGGACUUCCUGAAGACCCUUACAAUCAUGGUGGGCAUCCCUGUGAUCAUCUCCUGGCUUGAGCCAGCACUCACAACACUAUUGAACAGUAAAGGCCUGGAUCUCUUUGAUAUCAUCAAUCCUGAAAUUAUCACCAAAGAGGGCUAUCUGGUGCUCCAGAUGGACUUUGGAUUCCCCCAGCAUCUGCUAGAGGAUUUCCUCCAAACCAUUAUCUAGAAGAGAUCAGAAAGGGGUUGCCUGGCUAACUAAACCAAAGAGAAAUUGGGGAAAGCUGCCUUAAUCUUCUCUGCUAUCAAAAAGGGAUGAUCAUGAAUACUUUUGCUAUGGCACCUCACAGGGUUGUUGGGAGGAUCAGAUGAGCCCAUCGAUCCUAAUUGCUUUAUAAAUCUGUAAAGCUGUUAUUAUUCUAAUUAUUCUCAGUAUUCUUUGUUUGGUUCCCUCCUUGCCUGAAAGAAAAUAAGAAAGAAUAUGAGUGGUA
Messenger RNA from Antechinus flavipes (yellow-footed antechinus), 1856 nucleotides. RefSeq names its product cholesteryl ester transfer protein (gene CETP). The transcript is spliced from 16 exons. Gene Ontology annotation, molecular function: triglyceride binding; cholesterol binding; phosphatidylcholine binding. Bases 101 to 1594 code for a protein of 497 amino acids. The record is from RefSeq and is a predicted model, not a curated record. Gene Ontology annotation, cellular component: high-density lipoprotein particle. Gene Ontology annotation, biological process: cholesterol metabolic process; reverse cholesterol transport; triglyceride metabolic process. Lineage: Eukaryota; Metazoa; Chordata; Mammalia; Dasyuromorphia; Dasyuridae.